Molecule: messenger RNA, 3701 nt
Organism: Cucurbitaria berberidis CBS 394.84
Lineage: Eukaryota; Fungi; Ascomycota; Dothideomycetes; Pleosporales; Cucurbitariaceae
Exons: 5
Coding region: 149-3532 (1127 amino acids)
Biological process (GO): exocytosis; Golgi to plasma membrane transport
Cellular component (GO): exocyst
Source: RefSeq, a predicted model, not a curated record
CACUAAUAACUACACCACCCCCGGACUCUCCCCGCAACAGCCAUUGCUGCACACGCCUAGAUCGGUGCGCAAACCCCUCGCUCGCACACGAUGCUCCUGAAGUCCUCGAGAAUACGGCCUCUAUCCACUUGCGACAUCUGAAAGCGUCAUGUCGCGCAACCCUGGCUACUCGCGGGCGGGAGCUAAUGGCGCUUCUACCAACGGGAACUACAGCAAUGGAGCAGGAGGAGCAGGAGGAGGAUAUGGCGCCCUGAACGAUGACAACGGCGAGCGGAGAAGGAGACCCGGCGGAUAUGGAGGCUUGGAUGCCUCCGAAGGCGAAUACGCACAACCCCCACCCCUCAGCGAACGCGCUCGCGAUCGCAGGCCUGGUGGAUAUGGUGGCAUCAGUAGAGAGGACGACUAUGCAAGGCGACCCAGUGCCGACAGCGACCGUCGCCCCGCUGGCUAUGGAAGCGUCUCAGAGCGCAAUGAGGAACUGCCGCACGUCACACGCCCUACCAGCCUCGAGCGCACCCAGGCACAUCGACGCAGCGGAGAGAGGCAGUAUGCGGGCCGCAACAGGGCGGGCGCAAACUAUGGCCCAGGCAGCCAGCGGAUCGACCAAGUCUUGCAGUAUAUCCAGCAAAAUUGGGACUUCAUGACUAAAGACCAAUGUGUCCCCAUCACAGUGGCCUUGAAGCUCAUGGACUCUAGCUCGCUUGGACUCGCAAGCCAGGCCGGUCAAUUCCGUCAAACACACGACGAACUACAGCAGGCUCUAAAGGCAAUUGUGAAUGAGCACCACCAGGGCUUCAACAGCUCCAUUGGUACUUUCCAUCAGAUCCAAUCCAGUCUUCAGAGCUCUCAACACCGUGUCAGGAGCUUGAAGGCCUCACUCACAUCAGCCAAGUCAGACCUUUCCACGGCUAAACCUGAGCUCAAGGAGUUCGCCACAGCCUCUCAGAACUAUGACGAGAUGCUACAGAUGCUCGACAACAUCGAAAAAUUACAGCUUGUUCCUGACAGACUCGAGGCUCGCAUUUCGGAGAAACGCUUCCUGUCUGCCGUAGAUAUCCUCCAGGAAGCCCUCCGCAUGAUCCGCAAAUCCGAAAUGGAGAAAAUAGGUGCUUUGUCUGACUUACGUACCUAUCUCACCAACCAAGAAGUCUCGCUCACCGACAUCUUGAUUGAGGAACUUCAUGGCCAUCUAUAUCUCAAGUCACCCUAUUGCGAGGACCGAUGGAAGGAAUAUGCGCAUAAUCAAGUCAAAGGCGACAUAUCGGAGCGCGCCCAGGCCGAUGCGAGAGGCCGGUUAUUGUAUUUCUUCCUAGAUUGCCUUGAUACUUCGGAACCGAUGACCGACGACUCCACGCCAAAUCCGGAGGCAGACACGUUCCAGUAUAUCCGGCUUGUAAUAGAGGCGCUCAACAAGAUGGGGCGUCUGGACGAAGCAAUUGAUACCAUCGAACAGCGUCUGCCUGUCGAACUUUUCAAGGUUGUCGAGAAAUCUAACAACGAAGUCGCCCAACGGCACCCAAGUAUAUUGCGAGCUUAUGCGGCAAGGAAAGGUGGCAAAUCUAAGACAGAGAUCGAAAGCGACGACAUCCGAAGCACUCUCCUCAAAGACCUACUUUGGACUCUUUAUGCACGCUUUGAGGCCAUUGCUGAAAGUCACAGAGCCGUACACGAUGUAGUUGCAGGUAUUGUCCGCCGCGAAGGCCUGAGCUCGUCGAGUGGGACUUUAACCCGAGGUUUCAAGGAACUAUGGAAAUUGUAUCAAAGCGAGAUGCGUUCCAUACUACACGAUUAUCUCGCAACAGAUGGCGACUCCUUGUACCGAAGCGGUCAGGGCCAGACCUCGGUCGGUAGUGUGUUCUCACGCGCUCCACGAGACAGGAGCAAGCGCAUGUUCAAGCUUGCCGAUAUGGAUACGAAAUCCUCCGAUCUCUCACAGGAGCGAGAAGACCUGCAGCACCUUCUGAAAUUGGUCGUCCCUGGGCUUGUAACAGACACGAAGAAGUCAAACGCUAUAUCUACGCAUACCAACACCAGCCUUGAUGGCAGUGCAACCGGACAUAAACUACUCGUUGCCCCUAGUGUCUUCAACAUGGGAAUAUUACUACCACCUUCGCUGGACUUCUUGAAUAGACUGAAGGAGAUUGUACCCCCGGGUUCAGACAUUGUCAUGAGCACCCUGACCUCAUUUCUAGAUGAUUUCUUGGUGAACGUGUUCCAUCCACAGCUGGACGAGACUCUUAUUGAGCUCUGUGCGCAAACGUUCAUCGAGCUUGAUUCUUUCAAUGAAGAUCCGCAUUGGGCAAGACAUUCCAAAAAGCCUAUUUUCAAGGGAACCUCACAAUUCUUCACUCUGAUUUCCGCCUUUUGCAAAAUGCUUGAUAACCUUCCUCACGACCAAGCAUUCUCCCAGCUUAUCGUCAGUCAAAUGAGUACCUACGCGCAGAAGUGUAUGGGUUGGUACCAUACUCUAGUCAACCGCUCGCAACCAACCUCAACUGGUCGGCGAAUGAAGGCACCUGCCGUUUGGGCAGAGUCACAGGAGAUGGAGGAGCUCAUUGGCCGCCUUGUUCAGCUUGAUCACACCGACCAGGAGAGUUUCAAUGAGUUACUUGAGAACGAGAUUGAUCUUCUAGUUGAGGCAGUCGAGACAGAACCCUUAGAUCAAGCGGAUAUGAUUCAAGAUAAGAAGAGCAUCAUCAAUCUAUGCCUGUUAUAUACAAGCAUGAAGUGGCUUGCCACGAAGAUUGCACAGCUACGGCACAUCAGUGAUCGAGCAUCGGACUCGACACAAGCGGAGACCAGCGGCCAGAGACACAACAGGCGCUGGACAAUGCUGUCGUCUUCUGAGCCGAGGAUAGAGGGUGCGCCUGUGUAUCUUCCUUUGAGCACAGAGACUGUUGCCGAAUUCGAUAAAGUCGUCUCAAGCUUCCAAUCCCUUAGCACCCGCGUCCUCCGUACCCUAUAUCUCUCGAUCAGGAGUACGAUCUUGCACUCGCUGCACGCUAGCAUCCAGCCAAAUUUGUACAUUGACUCACUCCUCAGUGACCCUGACCCGGCCGUUAUAUCGCUCAAUUCUGCCCUUGUUUCUUUCGACACCGAAGUAUCAACUUACAUCCCUACCGCAUCCUACAGCCACACAACACGCGGUCUCGCCGCCCUCAUGGACACCUACCUCCUCUCCCUCUGCACUACCAGAAUCGACAGAAUGAACACCGACGGCUGCGCAUUAAUGCAGCUCAACAUUCUCGUCCUCCAGCAAAAUCUCAAGAACAUUGAAGACGGCGCCACACUACCAUACGCCGCCAUGUUUUUCGAUAUGUUUACCGCGGGUCCUGAUGCGAUCGUCGCCCGGGCGAAGAAAUACGGCAAGGACUUCGGCGUGCCUGGGGAGAGGUUUGGAGAAAGCGAAGUGAAGAAGUUGCUAGAGAUGACUUACGAGGAGCGGGUGAAUGCAGAGAACCGGGAAGCCAGUGUACAGGCGAAGAGGGCUCUGGACGCGCAGUUGCUAGAGAUUAGUGAAUUCAUGUAUUAAGGUUUGAAAGGGUGGAUUAUAGUGUGGAAGCUAGAAAUUAGGGUUUGUUGUGCACUUUGUACUAUACCGUCAUCCGAAUGCAAAAUAUUAGGUAUUGUCAGCCGCUACAAGGCAUCGCGUGCAUGCUCAGAGUGUAACUCAAUGGCGAAAGUAGAAUGAAAGUUGGUAG